AGAGAGAUGGUGAGUGAGCCACCGAUGCCUCCUGGAAGCAGAGCAGAGGGGAACUGGUGGGCGUUUGCUGGGUCUCAGCCCCGGUAGGGACCGGGACUGCAGGAAGCGUGUGCUGUGCGGCACAAACCCCCAGAAGUAGCGAAUGGCCCGAGGCGGCGGAGGUGGCAGCUCCUCCACCAGCGCGCUAACAGGACGCGGGGCACGGCUGCUCUCCCGGCAGUGCAAAGGGCUGCCGGGCUCCUGGCUGGCAGCGGCUCAGCCGCCAGCCCGCGCCUCGCGCUGCGGCCGUCAUGGGCCGGCGGGCAGAGGGCAGGGUCCGGCUCUACCCGGGCCGUGCCGCGGCCCCCCCGCAGAUAACGGCGGCUCCCGCCUCCCCCCGGCUCCAGCGGGACGGCUCUGCCCCCCUCCCGCCCCGCGCGGCCCCGGCCCCGGCUCGACAGCCGGUCUCCGUCAGCCGAUCUCCGCGGGGCGGUCAGCAUGGCUCGGCAGCCUGGCGGCUUUCUGCAGGAGGCCUCUCACCAGAUCGCCGCCGGCGGCUCGGCGGGUUCCAAAUUCAAAGAGGGAAAACUGAUCCGACCAGUUACAAGAGCCUGGGGGACUGUUUUAGGACUAUUUUCCAGAGAGAAGGGUUGCUUGGCUUCUACAAAGGAGUACUCCCUCCCAUCUUGGCUGAGACACCGAAAAGGGCAGUGAAGUUUUUCACCUUUGAACAAUACAAGAAGCUACUAGGAUAUGCAUCGUUACCACCAGGACUGGCAUUUGCAGUUGCUGGCUUGGGAUCUGGAUUAACAGAAGCAGUUGUGGUCAACCCUUUCGAAGUAGUAAAGGUUACCUUGCAGGCAAAUCGAAACAGUUUCAUAGAGCAACCGUCUAGCUUUGUUCAAGCUCAGCAGAUCAUCAAAACUGAUGGUUUGGGCCUCCACGGACUCAACAAAGGUCUUACUGCAACACUGGGCCGUCAUGGAGUUUUUAACAUGGUUUACUUUGGAUUCUACUUCAAUGUGAAGAACACGCUUCCGGUCAAUAAAGAUCCAAAUUUGGAGUUUUUGAGGAAAUUUGGAAUUGGGCUAGUCUCAGGAACAAUAGCCUCAAUUAUUAACAUUCCUUUUGAUGUUGCAAAAAGUAGGAUUCAAGGACCACAGCCAGUUCCUGGAGAGAUCAAGUACAGAACCUGUCUUAAAACUAUGGCAACAGUCUAUAAAGAGGAAGGAUUUCUGGCUCUGUACAAAGGCUUGAUUCCCAAGAUCAUGAGGCUUGGUCCAGGUAUAUAUACACCUUCUGAAAUGUUCCCUUCAUCAACUGAUACAGCUGAUACAGGUGGUGCAGUGAUGCUUUUGGUUUAUGAAUACGUUUAUGCAUGGCUUCAGGACACAGUUGAUCCCAAGUAGUGCUUCUGAAAAAUGUACUCCUUAAAAUUAUAUGCAUUCUAAAAUACAUUUUAAUAAAGUGAAACUGAUUCUCAGCC
This is a messenger RNA of Numida meleagris (helmeted guineafowl), 1465 nucleotides long. It is a transcript of the gene SLC25A21, whose product is annotated as solute carrier family 25 member 21. NCBI's taxonomy places the organism in Eukaryota, Metazoa, Chordata, Aves, Galliformes, Numididae. The coding region runs from base 291 to 1388 and encodes 365 amino acids. The transcript has 10 exons. Gene Ontology annotation, biological process: transmembrane transport. The record is from RefSeq and is a predicted model, not a curated record.